Chondrus crispus (carragheen) is the source of this 2481-nucleotide messenger RNA. RefSeq lists its product as hypothetical. NCBI's taxonomy places the organism in Eukaryota, Rhodophyta, Florideophyceae, Gigartinales, Gigartinaceae. Bases 1 to 2481 code for a protein of 826 amino acids. The record is from RefSeq and is a predicted model, not a curated record. The transcript is spliced from 4 exons.
AUGCAUGAACAUUCAUCCAAUAGAAAAACAAGAAGUAGAAGUACACGAGGCGAGGAGGGAUGCCAUGUGCCAGCAAUGUGGUGCAUCAUACGAUGUGUACUUCAGGGCACAUCUUCUUGGGAACGCGAAACUGCCUUGACUUCGAAACUUGACCUCCCUCCAACUCACACAAUGUCGACACCACGGCCCAGACCCCCGCAAAUCCAUGUUGACGAGUCGCUCCCUGUUGCCGGCAUUCUCGCCGCCUGCGCCGCCUCACAGUCCCCAGAUCCCACCUGGCUGCGCUCCUAUCUCUCGCGCACCUUCACCUCGCUCUCGCUUGCUUCCGGCACGCGCACCGCCAUGAUCGAGCAAGCUCUGGAGAUCUCCAGCUCCGACAACCGCAUCUCCAAUGCGCUCCACUCCCUCGAUGGCUACCUCUCAGCCUCAUCUUUCGGACCCAGUACGGCUGUCCCGCUUGUCACAGCCCUUCUCUACGCAGACGUUUCUGCAUCAACCGCGUAUGACGCUCGCGCACGCGAGACUCUCGCGAGGUUCAUUAGCGCUUUGCACUUGUCGCCUACCAUACUCUAUCUUGCAGAGCGAGAUCUGGCAUUGUUGGUCGAUGCAUUGUCGAAGAAUGCAGAUAUUGAUGGAAAGAACGUCGAGGCCGUUGAUCAUGAUGAAGCUGAGAACAAGCGCCGGAAAAACGCAAAGUGGUUGAAGAUUGGUACUGCUUCAGUUAUAGGAGGGAUAGCGCUCGGUCUAUCGGGAGGCUUAAUAGCCCCGGCCCUGCUUCCUGCUUUGGGAAGCGUAGGUUUGGCUGGCGUAUCCGCUCCUCUGGCAGCCUUGGGGGGCGGUGGCGCUGUGGCUGUUGGUGGUCUUUUUGGCGCAGCAGGUGCUGGUGUUGGGGCGGCUGCAAUGGCUAGUAGAACGGGUGAAGUAGAAGAGUUUGUUUUUGAACCGUUCUCAAUGCUUCAGGGAAGCAAAAGAUCUACAUAUGACACCGCCAUAGUAUCUAUGUCGAGGAGAAUCCAUGAAGUUGUCGUCCCGCUCAAGGAAGAAGAUGAGCUUGCGGGGCGAGGGGGUCUACUUGUAUGGGAACUACUCACAUCUCAAGAAUAUGCGAUGAUCGUUCCGGGGGCAAUGGCAUUUGGUGUGCAGUUUAGGGCCUUUCCUGACAAGAAAGCAGGAAAAGGCGCCGAAUGGCUGCUUCCAGAGGAAAAGAUGGAUGCUGGAGGGCUGAAUAAACGCGGCGACGGACGAAAACGGAGGACGACUGGCGCUGUUACCGUGCUUGGAAGUGGCGAAUACAUCCUGCGGUUUCGUUUGUUACCAGGGUCUUUGCCUGUGAGAAUCUCCUACCGCGUUGCGAUUGUGCCUCCGGGCAAAGACCCACCAAUAUGGGUGAUGGAAGAGAACGAGUAUCAACCGGCAGACCUUCUUACAGGCGACGUGCGGUCGCUUUCCAUGGCUAUUUUUGUACCGGGUCUAAUCGCUGCAGAGGAUGUCGGGUCAUACCCGGGAAUGUUUGCUGAUCAGUUCUCGUCUGUCGAAGGAGCUCUUCAGCAGUUCAAUGUUCAAGCAUUCGCGGUACGCUGGGAAUCCAGUUUGUUAAUGGAACUGAGCGAAGCCUUGCGAAGUCUCAUCGGAAAGAUGGCGGUGUCAGCUGCAGCGCAAAAGGGGGCAAUGAUGGUUGCUCCAGCGUUGAUUGGGGCGGUUGCGCUACCGAUUUCAGUAAUUGGAGCCCUCCGAACCAUCAUUGGAAACACUUGGGCAAGGACAAUAUCACGAGCAGCAGAGUGCGGAUAUAUGCUUGCGGCGGAACUCGCGUCUCGAUCGUUUGGUAACCGACCUGUCAUCCUUGCAGGGUACUCUGCGGGUGCGCUGGUCAUAUUCUGUUGUCUUGAGGAACUUGCACGAAGAAAUCUGGUUGGCAUAGUGCAUGAUGUAUGCCUGAUUGGAGCGCCCUGUUCCGCGUCCCUGGUAAAGUGGAGGGAGAUAAGAACUGCAGUUGCAGGGAGACUCGUGAAUGUCUACAACCCGAGUGAUUGGUAUCUCGAAUUAUACCAUCGCGGCACAAAUCUGGGUGCAAACAGGAGUUUCAAAGAGACGAAGUGGCUAUGCCUGUCAUGGAUAAACAGGAUUGGUCUGAGACAGAGUUCAAAAUUUUUGACGAGAGCACAGAAGAUGAUGUCGUUGUGUUUGAGGCGAUCAGUCAUUCAAAGCGAAGACCCCAUGCCAAGACAGAAAGACCCACAAUAUCGGCAUAGCAAGAAACAUGGGGUGGGCCUGUAUCAUACUGCAUAUUUCGUCGCAUUUCUGACGCUCGAACGGAUGACUGCAAUCCUUGCAGCCUUCCAUUCACAAAAAUUUAGAAAUCCUCAUGAGGGGUCAUGCGAAUCAAACAAGAGAACAUUCGAACAUUGUUCUUUAUACCCAUCUCAAUGCAUAAAUAGUAGUGCGAAAUUAUGUUUUGAAACUACUGGAAUCAGUUGUUGA